AUGAGGAUGAAGUACAUCCUGCGAGUACACGGUGCAUGGAGCGCCGUUGAUCCAGAGAGCACGGCCAAGGAGGCCGACGGGAGCAAGGAGGAGAUGGCCAUGACCAUCAUCUCCCAAGGCAUCGACGACGAGACGCUGCUGCGAGUUGCGGAGAAGGAGACCACAGCGGAGGUGUGGGCGGCGCUGCGCUCCAUGCAUGUCGGCGUCGAGCGCGUCCGGGAGGCGAGGAUCCAGUCCUUGCGCUCGGAGUUUGAUGGCCUCAAGAUGUUUUAUGCAGAGUCCGUAGAUGAUUUUGCGGCGAGGUUCACGACGCUCGUGGGGCGCAUCCGCGAGCUUGGAGACCCGAUGGAGGAGAAGUACGUCGUGAAUAAGCUGCUGCGAGUCGUCUCCAAGAAGUACAUCAACGUCGCUUCAUCCAUUGGGCUGUUAUGCGAUGUGAACAAGAUGUCCAUGGAGGAGGCCUUUGGAUCAUUGAAGGCACAUGAGGAACUCCUCAAGGGACAGGAGGAGGAAGGUGAAGAGGAGAAACUCCUAAUGACGAGGGGGCAUGGUGUGUUGGGAGGACGCGGCCGCGGUCGUGGCUGUGCUGGAGGCCGCCGGGACAAGAGCGAGGUAGAGUGCUGUCCUUCCGUCCAGCCCCAUUAG
This is a messenger RNA of Lolium perenne, 645 nucleotides long. RefSeq lists its product as uncharacterized. The record is from RefSeq and is a predicted model, not a curated record. Lineage: Eukaryota; Viridiplantae; Streptophyta; Magnoliopsida; Poales; Poaceae.